Molecule: messenger RNA, 1429 nt
Organism: Populus nigra (black poplar)
Lineage: Eukaryota; Viridiplantae; Streptophyta; Magnoliopsida; Malpighiales; Salicaceae
Product: probable UDP-arabinopyranose mutase 2
Exons: 4
Coding region: 121-1197 (358 amino acids)
Biological process (GO): UDP-L-arabinose metabolic process; plant-type cell wall biogenesis
Cellular component (GO): cytosol; Golgi apparatus
Molecular function (GO): UDP-arabinopyranose mutase activity
Source: RefSeq, a predicted model, not a curated record
AACCUUUCUCCAUAUAUAUCGGAGACAACCGUAGGCGCGGUACCGCUUCUUGUUGAAGUCCAUUUGCACUACUAGUCUCCUGCUUCUAGCCCGUUUCUUUCUUUGUAGUCUGUGCAAAAAAUGGCAGGAUCUUCUGUCAAACCCACUCCCCUUUUGAAAGAUGAGCUAGAUAUAGUGAUACCCACUAUUAGAAACCUUGAUUUCUUGGAGAUGUGGAGGCCUUUUUUUGAGCAAUAUCACUUGAUUAUAGUCCAAGAUGGUGACCCAUCAAAGAUCAUCAAGGUCCCUGAUGGUUUUGACUAUGAGCUCUACAAUAGGAAUGAUAUUAAUAGGAUUCUGGGUCCCAAGGCUUCUUGCAUCUCAUUCAAGGAUUCUGCUUGUCGCUGCUUUGGUUACAUGGUCUCCAAGAAGAAGUAUAUCUACACCAUUGAUGAUGAUUGCUUUGUUGCCAAAAAUCCAUCUGGUGAACUGAUUAAUGCACUUGAGCAGCACAUCAAAAACCUUCUAAGCCCAUCCACUCCAUUUUUUUUCAACACUCUUUAUGAUCCAUACAGAGAAGGUGCAGACUUUGUUCGUGGAUAUCCUUUCAGUCUUCGAGAAGGCGCUCCCACUGCUGUUUCUCAUGGCCUCUGGCUUAAUAUCCCUGAUUAUGAUGCUCCCACCCAGCUUGUGAAGCCUCGUGAGAGAAAUACACGAUAUGUUGAUGCUGUUCUGACAGUACCUAAGGGAACCCUUUUCCCGAUGUGCGGUAUGAAUCUGGGAUUCAACCGUGAAUUGAUUGGACCUGCAAUGUAUUUUGGGCUCAUGGGUGAUGGCCAGCCAAUUGGACGCUAUGACGACAUGUGGGCUGGCUGGUGCAUGAAGGUCAUAUGUGACCAUAUGGGAUGGGGAGUUAAGACUGGUUUGCCCUACAUCUGGCACAGCAAAGCAAGCAACCCGUUCGUUAACCUAAAAAAGGAGUACAAGGGUAUCUACUGGCAGGAAGAUCUGAUCCCAUUCUUCCAGUCUGCAGUUCUUCCCAAGGAAUGCGUCACUGUUCAACAAUGCUACAUUGAACUUGCCAAGCAGGUCAAGGAGAAACUUGGCAAGGUUGAUCCCUACUUCAUUAAGCUAGCUGAUGCCAUGGUAACUUGGAUUGAAGCUUGGGAUGAACUCAACUCUUCAGGGGAAAAAUCUUCAAAGAGUACCUCAAAGUAGAGUAUUCAAAACCGUGUUGUCUGCCUUUUUAGUGCUAAAUCUGGUAGCCGCUUCAUUGUACCUUUAUCAUGAUGGUCUAGUCGUCGUCCAUCAUUAUUAUUUAUUGCAAAAUUUUCUUACCCUUUUGAGUUGAAGUUUGAGAGCAUUCCUAGUGCUUAGCUGGGUGUAACCUUUUCUGCUACAUUGCUAUCAGCUUUAGAUGAUAUCAGAUUUGAAAUUGAAUUUUUAGCAA